CGUGAUGAUUGAAAAUUUUCAAGACAUGUUUUGUAUUAAGCUCAUUAGUCUACAACUGUAAAAAAGGAUAAGAAGAUUACUUAAGUUUUACUAUGCUUUCCGUGUAUUAAAUUGAGUUCUUUUGAAUUUUUUUCAUCAGAAUUUUCCGUUUUAGUAUAGAAAUUUUUAUAAACAGGUAUUCUGUGAAGGUUAUUUACCGUGCCCACGAAAAGGACAGUGGUGCUCUUGGUCACCAAUCAUUCAACAUUGCACACGUAAUUGUGGACCACGUGGGAUGGGAUUAAGAUUACGCCAGUGUGCUUGCCCGAAGCCGUCGCAAGAUGGUGAAGACUGUGAAAUACCACCAGAAACAGCAGAAAUGGCAGUUAAUCUAUUAGUUAAUAACAGUACUGAUGCUCCAACGGGAUCUGCACUUGAAGCAAUACUUAAAGGUGAAGGAUUAUGGGAACCAUGCAACCGUCAUCAUUGUUCAUAUUUAAAAACAUUAAAUACUGAAGAAGAUUUAUUAUUGUUGGAGGAUUUAAAUCUUCAAAGAGCAGAAGAUGCCUGGAUAUCAUCAGGUGGUCUACCACAGAGAAUUCAUGGUCCCUUAAAACUUUUCUGUCCAUCAUCACGUAAUUCUCGUAAGAAAAUAUUCGAUAAAUCUGAACGCUUUCCAAAAUCCAAGUUUUACUGGACUCGUUCAAUUCCCACUUCUUCAAAAGAACCCUAUUAUAUUCCGGGAAUACCAAUAGUGAAUUCAAAUCUAUUUAUCGUUGAAAAUGAUCACUUGACUAUUCAUAGUUUAGACCCAUCGACUAUGGGAAUUUAUCGAUUUGGUUACGAGUAUGAACCUGGCUAUUUUGAAACAGUUUGCUUUUUUCCUGUUUAUAUUCAUCAAUGGCAACAAGUAUGUAGUUAUAAUGCGUCCAAUUUGAAGCUCGAAAGUAACUGAAUUCAAAGUAUUAUCUCAUGGAGAAACAUUUGACUUAGUUUGUAAUUCAUUGGGAUUAUGGCCUAUUAUAAGUAAAUCUACCACAACAAAAUGGUUCAUUUAUUGGAGCGUAACUUUAUUGGAAAAAGAAGAGCAGAAUGAUAUAAAAAAGCAUAAAUUAUGGUGGUAUACAGAACUGAAAAAUUCUCAUAUCGAUAAACAUGAAGGAAAUAAUUCAUUUGACAAUCAAACUGAUAAUCCAUCAAUGUUUGGAACACAAUUCACAUUAUGGGAUACAGAAUAUAAGAGACUGUAUGAUACUGUGAAAAAAAUGACAGGAUAUUAUGAAUGUCAUAUAUUUAAUCAACUUAAUUCCACAUAUAAUCGAACAUUUAUCACGCAAUCAAUUCAUCUUAUAAUAAAACCACCUCCAAAUAUAUGGACCUUAAUCUUAUCAGUGAGAGAAUAAACCUACCCACCAAGGUUACCGUUACAAAUCUGUAAUUACUAUGGAUCUUUUUAAGAAAAAGCCGGCUUAUUUAUUAAGUACAGGAUUAUGCAAAUCAGCUUCAAAAUGUUUGUGAGCGAAAGCUAGUUCGAAUUGAAGUAGGGCGAAGUCAAGAAAAUUGGGACCUACUGACUGAAAGUCGUGUUUUAACCACUCUUCUAUCCGA
Messenger RNA from Schistosoma guineensis, 1587 nucleotides. Lineage: Eukaryota; Metazoa; Platyhelminthes; Trematoda; Strigeidida; Schistosomatidae. The record is from the annotation of a GenBank genome assembly.